Conger conger (European conger) is the source of this 2457-nucleotide messenger RNA. RefSeq names its product FA complementation group C (gene fancc). Gene Ontology annotation, cellular component: Fanconi anaemia nuclear complex. Lineage: Eukaryota; Metazoa; Chordata; Actinopteri; Anguilliformes; Congridae. The transcript has 15 exons. The record is from RefSeq and is a predicted model, not a curated record. Gene Ontology annotation, biological process: cellular response to oxidative stress; nucleotide-excision repair; interstrand cross-link repair. The coding region runs from base 208 to 1926 and encodes 572 amino acids.
UGCGCUGGAUGCGCUGCAGCUGCUGCAGUGGAAGAGCCGAAGAGUGGCGCGCGAAUACUAAACGCGACAACAUCCGGUUUGUCAAACUGAGGAGAGGGAAGUUUGAGAUUGUCGACGAGACUUGUUGCUGAAAAUGCGGCACUUUACGGGCUCAAGGAAAGGCAGAAAACAAUUCCUUAUGUAAAGCGUCUCGAGCGAAUCAGAACCAUGACCCAGUCCGGGCCCUUCUCCGAGCGAGUGGUGGAGUUCUGGCUGGGCAAGGCGGUGGAUUGGGGUCAGGCCACCUCCUCUGUGACCAGGGCUGACAUCCGGGCUCACCUGCCCAAACUCAGGACCUUCCUGCAGCAGCUGCUCCAAGAGCUGCAGCUCACACGCUCCUCCACAGAGGCGAUGCGGUCCUUUCCCUUCUUGGGCCAGUUGGUGGGCAGGCUGUGCUGGAACCGCAGUGUGAGUGCUGACGGGGAGAGUGUGGACCGUCUGCUGCAGUGCCUGUGGAGGCUGUACAGCAGGGAGCCGCAGAACGCCGUGGAGCGGAGGGCCAACCAGUGGAUCCGGAACUUGCUGUCCCACCUCUCUGUGGAGGGAGGUCGGGGUUCGGCCGGGGGCGGUGCGGGAUGCCCAGGGCAAGCUCCGCACGCACGGGCCGACCAGCGCCCUCUGUUCCUGAGCAACAUGGUGGCGCUGUUGGAGAGGGAGGUCAGAGGGAGCUCCUGCCCUGGGGUCCACACAGCCGAGAGGUGCCCGUGCGAUGACGUGCGCGGUGCGUCGGUGACGUGCACCACUCUGGUCACAUGUCCUGAGGCGGGGCCUCUGAUUGGCGCUCUCCUGCAGCACCCAACCGCGUGCGACAGAGCCACUCUCAGCGAAGGCUUCCUGUGCGCAUUAAACACGGCCCUGCUGGGGAAGCAGCUGGUUCUGGAAGAGCAGGCACUGAUGGGCCUGUGGCGUCACAGCCUGCCCAGUUUAGAGGGAGCUGCCCUCCAUCUUGUGGAGUCGGCUCUCUGGAACCCGUCUCCCUCUCUGCAGGUCCUGGAGCAGCAGGUCUCUGAUUCUGUUCUGCCCAAAGCUUCUGCACAUCACCAUCCGGUGUUCUUGGUUGUCAACGAUGUUUUCCGAGUGCUGUUGGUGGAGACGCAGGGAAGCCCCGCCCUCAGAGCCCUCGUACAGACCUUCACCCGCCAUUUCCUCCUGUCGCUCCGCCUCCUGCACCCACAGGAGAGGCUGUCUCUGAAGGUGUUCUUCCCCCACGUUCCUGCGUCUCUCCUGACGCCCCUGCUGCAGCUUCCCCCAGAUGUUCCGGAGGAGGCGUGGCCAGAACACCUGCUGCUGAUCAGUGGCUCUUUGCAGAAGGUGGGGGAGGAAGAGGAAGAAGCCUCCAGGAGGCGCUGUGGCCUGUUUGAGAGCUGGUUCCUGCUGGUCCAGGCUGGGUUCUGGGUAGAUGUGGCCGCUCAGCUGCUUGUCACGUCUGGACCAGAGACGACACCUCCGCUGCUGUGGCUGCUAACCUUCUACUAUCACCCUGUUCACCUGGAGGAGCACCCGGCCCACACACUGGCAAUGGCUGGAGAGGCCCUGGAUCUCCUGAAGGCGCUCUGCCUCUCUCCUCCUCCUCCUCCUCUUCGUCCCACGCACACCCAGGCCCUGGAGCGACUAAGCUCCACCUGUCCCCACCUGCUCCUCCACCUCUCGGUCAACUUGGCCGUCUUCUCCCACGGCCCCGUCAGCGCCGUCUCCGAGGUGGUCCGCCAGGUGGCGGUGCAGCCGGGCAGGUACCGCGAGGCAGAGGCCAUGGAGAUGACAUCCGCUGUGACGGUGCUCCUCUCCAGGGUGGAGCGGGGGCUGAGCCGCAGGGCCCAGCCCAACCCCAGGGUUCAGUCCAGGCUGAGGACCGUCCAGGAAGCACUGGUACUGCCAAGAACUGCAUGACCUGGGCACGUCCAUGUGACAACCAGCCCCAAAACUACCCUUUACACACAGGACACCAUGUGACAACCAGCCCCAAAACUACCCUUUACACACAGGACACCAUGUGACAACCAGCCCCAAAACUACCCUUUACACACAGGACACCAUGUGACAACCAGCCCCGAAACUACCCUUUACACACAGGACACCAUGUGACAACCAGCCCCAAAACUACCCAUUACACACAGGACACCAUGUGACAACCAGCCCCAAAACUACCCUUUACACACAGGACACCAUGUGACAACCAGCCCCAAAACUACCCUUUACACACAGGACACCAUGUGACAACCAGCCCCAAAACUACCCUUUACACACAGGACACCAUGUGACAACCAGCCCCAAAACUACCCUUUACACACAGGACACCAUGUGAAUAUGACCAGCCCCCAAUAAUAAUGUCAAAACAACAACACCAAAACUACCCUUUCAUGCCAGGGGUCCUCAAAUCUGGCCCUCAAAAUGUAUUGCUUAUUAAAUGGCAAAAAGACA